Ooceraea biroi (clonal raider ant) is the source of this 1875-nucleotide messenger RNA. RefSeq names its product longitudinals lacking protein, isoforms H/M/V. Lineage: Eukaryota; Metazoa; Arthropoda; Insecta; Hymenoptera; Formicidae. Gene Ontology annotation, molecular function: protein binding. Gene Ontology annotation, cellular component: nucleus. Gene Ontology annotation, biological process: regulation of transcription by RNA polymerase II. The record is from RefSeq and is a predicted model, not a curated record.
GCAAAUAACAAAGUGACUCAGACUUGUCGGCCGUAACGAGAUUGUCGUUGACUUUGCACUUUGCAGAUUUUCCGCGAGAUUCCCGUGGAGAUGCGGGCGGAACUCGGACGAUAAAGUCUUGAAGCGAUCGCUCAGGAUUGAUCGUUUCGUCAUUUCGAUCGUGACACACGAACGAUUUGACACUCUGACGCUACGCGAGGAACUUGUCACGGCACAACAACAAAGCGAUUGUUAGAGGUUAAUUUCUCCGAUUCAUGUUUACGCGGUUUCGAGUGGCUCCUCUGCGAUACUGUCAAAGGAAACGAUGUCUGACGAACAAUUCUCCCUAGUAUGGAACAGUUUCCCAAGAAACUUGUCCUCAGGCUUGUAUAACUUACUAACGGAUGAGCAACUUGUAGACGUUACGCUGGCAGCCGAAGGUCAGAUUCUCAGAGCUCACAAAUUGAUAUUGUCGGUUUGUAGUACAUACUUCCGAGAACUUUUCAAGGGAAAUUCGUGCAAACAUCCUAUUGUUAUAUUGAAAGAUGUCAAUUAUCGAGACUUGUCAGCCAUGCUGCACUUCAUGUACCAAGGAGAGGUCAAUAUAAAGCAGGAGGAUAUUGCCAGCUUUCUUAAAGUUGCGGAGACUCUUCAGAUAAAAGGACUGACUACGGAAUCAGAUGAAAAGUUGAAAGACACUUUCGGGCAGAAUGUUGAAGACUUGGAUCAUCUGUUCGAUGUGAACAGGGACAAGAGUAAUCUUGAAAGUGCAGACGAAAGUAUCUCCACUUUUGGUAGUCUGACGCACCCGAUCAAAGAGGAGCAAUCGAGAACAAGGCAGAACAGCUUGACGGAAACCUCGACGAGAGAAAACACCUUUAUGGAACACACGUCGAGUGUUGGCGAUACUUGUCACCGACAAAGUCGCAAAGUCGAUGGCGAUCACAGUGCUUCGGAUAUGCAGACAGCGUUCAGCGAGAGAUGCACGAGUGCAGACGCGCCGAGCAGUAUGGGAGAACAGCCACUGGAUUGCACUUCCGAUGUGAAUCAAUCGCAGCAACCCAAACACGAACCAUUGGAUUAUACAGUGGACAUGGAUACGGAAGCGAGAUAUAAGCCAUGUAUCGCCGAGAAAAUACUCUAUAAUCCCGAGGAGAACUUGCAGAGACAAGAUUUCGCGCCAGACACGCAGUUAAUUCCCUACAGUCAGAAUUCACAAAUUCGGCCGUUCGAUUUGAGCAACGUGGCAGGGUUUCAAGGUGAUUACAUGUACGACACGGCGAGUCCUAGUAACAAAGGCCGGCGUACCGUGAAAGGUAUACCCGGUAGUAGCCUACCGCUGGAGACAACUCUGCGCGUCGUCUCGGAGCUGGGUCCAACGUUGCGCAUCGAGCGUGGCAAGGUAAUACGCAUGUACGCGUGCCCGUGGUGCCUCCGUCACUUCACACGCAAAGAAAACCUCAAACUCCAUGUCCGUUAUAUUCACGGUCCGCUUGAAAGUCUCACGUGUAAGCUUUGUGGCAAUAAAUAUAAGAACAGUAACAGUUUGCGUGUACACUCCUACCUCUAUCACAACGCCAAGCGGGAUAAACACGGGAAGCCGUUAACGACCGGCGGCGGCGGUGACAGUAAUAUCGGUGGCAAUGACGGCGGUAACGUGUAGAGAGACACGUCGGGUUCUCUUCCUUUUUUGUACAAGUCUGUUAAGGGCAUUGGACAUUCAUGCAUUAUGCGAAAUGGGUGAGCAACGUGAACGACGAACGGAGAAUGUUAUAUUUAUACCUGUUCACCAUGCUACCGGCACAACCAUAUCUAGAGAUCUAGAUCAUAAGUACCAAAUAUUUCUAUCGAUAAUAAAUAAGUUGAAGAUUUAUAGAAAUAAAGCGCCUUAUUGUA